This is a messenger RNA of Somion occarium, 2227 nucleotides long. NCBI's taxonomy places the organism in Eukaryota, Fungi, Basidiomycota, Agaricomycetes, Polyporales, Cerrenaceae. The record is from the annotation of a GenBank genome assembly.
AAGGUGAUUAUGCGUCAUGUAGAUCUAGGCGAGAUUUCAGCCACCAAGGUCUCGAGGUGAAUAUUUAAACCGAAGCGAAGCUGCCUCGAGCUCGUUGUCACCCUCAACCACCUCAUCAUCCGCCCAACAAUACCUGCUAUACUACCAAGAUGACCUUUGAAGUCAAGGAGAUACCAACAAAGCCGUACGAUGGCCAGAAGCCUGGUACCUCUGGACUACGAAAGAGAGUGAAGGUCUUCCAGCAGGAGCACUACACCGAGAACUUCGUUCAAUCUAUCUUCGACUCCAUUGAACCGAAGGGUGCUACCCUCGUUAUCGGCGGUGAUGGCCGUUAUUUCUCGCCAGAGACUGUCCAGACAAUCUUGAGGAUCGGGGCCGCCAACGGUGUUGCUAAAUUCAUCAUUGGACACAACGCUAUCCUUUCCACCCCCGCCGCCUCAAAUGUCAUCCGUAAAUAUAAGGCGUACGGCGGAAUUCUGCUUACUGCCUCACACAACCCCGGAGGUCCUGACAACGACUUCGGUAUCAAAUACAAUGUCUCCAAUGGUGGACCUGCACCCGAGAAUGUCACUAACAAGAUCUUCGAGAAGACCAAGACUAUCAAGUCGUACAAGGUUAUCGACCUCCCUCCCAUUGACCUCUCCAAGAUCGGCAAUUUCGAAUUCGGUCCUUCAAAGGUCGAGAUCAUCGAUUCCGUGAAGGACUAUGUCGAGCUCCUUGAGGGCAUUUUCGAUUUCCCAUUGAUUAAGACAUUCCUUCAGAAGCACUCGUCGGACUUCAAGGUGCUCUUCGACGGUAUGCACGGUGUCACCGGUCCUUACGGCCGUGCUAUCUUCGUUGACACCCUCGGACUUCCUUCGAGCUCCGUGCAGAACGACACGCCUCUUCCGGACUUUGGUGGAGGACAUCCUGAUCCUAACCUGACCUACGCUCACGAACUCGUUGACCGUGUCGAGAAGGACAGCAUUGCGUUUGGUGCUGCUAGUGACGGUGAUGGUGAUCGUAACAUGAUCUACGGCAAGGGUGCCUUCGUCACCCCCAGUGAUAGCGUGGCCAUUAUCGCUGAUUGGGCGCAGGACGCCAUUCCUUACUUCAAGAGCGGCAUUAAGGGGCUUGCAAGGAGUAUGCCCACCAGCGCGCAGAUCGACUAUGUCGCAAAGAAGAAGGGUCUUCAGUACUACGUGGUUCCCACAGGCUGGAAGUUCUUCGGCAACCUUAUGGAUGCUGGUAAACUGUCGAUCUGCGGCGAGGAGUCUUUCGGAACUGGUUCUGAUCAUAUUCGGGAGAAGGACGGCGUAUGGGCUGUUGUUGCAUGGUUGAAUAUUCUUGCCUUCGCCAACAAGGACUCUUCCUCCCUUAUCGGCAUCAAGGAGUUGCUCCAGAAGCACUAUGAGGUUUACGGUCGAUCCUUCUUCUCUCGUUACGACUACGAGGAAGUUUCUUCAGAGGGUGCCCAAAAGCUCGUCGAUGAGCUCAACAAGCACAUUUCCUCCCAAUCUCUUCUCAACACCACCCAUACCUCCGCCUCCACAAAACAAUCCUUCACUGUCAGUCAGACGUACAACUUCGACUACACCGACCCCAUCGAUGGCAGCGUAUCGAAGAAUCAAGGUCAGGUCAUUCACUUCACUGAUGGCUCCAGGGUCGUCUUCCGGUUGAGUGGAACCGGUAGCCAGGGUGCUACCGUUCGUAUGUAUGUGGAGAGGUAUGUCGCGAAAGAGAAGGGCGCCGAGGAGCUCGCGAAGGAAACUCAGGCGGGUUUGAAGGGUCUCAUUGAGGUCGCUCUUGAGCUCAGCAAGCUGAAGGAGUUCCUUGGUCGUGACAAGCCUACCGUCAUCACUUAAAUGGCUCCAGAGUCUUGUUACUGUGGCAUUUACGAUUUGAAUAAGGGACAAUUCUUCUGCAUUCGCUUCAUUUGGAGAGGAUGUAACACUUAAUAGGAAAACAAACAUAAUGAAAUCCCAUAGAUAGAAAGCAAGUAGCAAAGGAAGUGUACAAUAUAUUCGUCAUCUCUGUGAUAAAUGAUCUUGUCGAUUGAAGCGUUGCUAGGUGUUCAGAAAAGUUGUAUGUAGAAGACAAUUGCGAUUAUGAUCAGUGAGAACCAAGCGAAUGAAAGCAGAUUGGAAAGCAAGUAUGAUCGAAUCCCCUUAAUUUAAGGAUAAAAGGAGUAUCAGAAAGAUAUGACAUCAAAUCUCCUGAUACCCUCCUCGUACUCCAUCUUCAGGAC